AUGGAAAAAAUAUGGAAGUCACACCGUUUUGGCAUUAUAGGGCAGCCAAAACCAGUGUCUAUGUGGGAUUGGAUAAUUCAAUUGCAGCAACAGUUAACAGAGGAUUCCUUUCUCUUGGCGGUCGUCGUAGUGUGGAAAGCUUGGGAGUCAAGAAAUCGAGAGAUGCAUGGAGAGCAAGGGAUGGCGACGGACGAGUUUAUUAGCUGGGGUCUGACUUUUCUCAAUUUGUAUCAACAAGCACAACUUCCUCGUACUCCCAUACAUCAACGCGCUCAUCAAACGGAGUGGAAACCGCCUCGAGAAGGAAUAAUUAAACUGAAUUUUGAUGCAGCUCUUCCAGCUGGUACAAACCAUUAUUCGGUGGCUGUGAUAGCUCGAGAUUGGCAGGGUCACUGUAUCUUUUGGGCAGCUAGAAGCUUUAGAGGCCGACCAAGGGCAGUCGAUUGUGAAGCUCAUGCUGCACUAUUCGCAUUGACUAGAGCCAAAGAGGAAAGUUGGCCAUCAAUUAUUCAGGAAGGAGAUUGCCUCAAAGUUGUCGAAGCUCUUCGAGGAGAGGAUGCUCAAUCAUGUUCGUUUGGCGCUUAUGUCGAAGAUUGCUGGUUAUAA
This is a messenger RNA of Erythranthe guttata (spotted monkey flower), 606 nucleotides long. RefSeq lists its product as uncharacterized. Gene Ontology annotation, molecular function: nucleic acid binding; RNA-DNA hybrid ribonuclease activity. The record is from RefSeq and is a predicted model, not a curated record. NCBI's taxonomy places the organism in Eukaryota, Viridiplantae, Streptophyta, Magnoliopsida, Lamiales, Phrymaceae.